AUGCAAGUCCCAACUGUCACUCUUGAAGACUUACAGGCUUUCCAAGCCUCACAUUUCCCAGGCCAUCCUCAAACAAUACAUCCUCCCGCCGCUGAACCUGCCGACGACGACACAUAUGAAGAUGGAGAGGAAGACCUGGGAUACUAUCCCGAUGGUGUGAAACGUACUCUCACGGAUGAGCAAAUCCGGAUCUUUAGACAUAGCGAAAUUCACGCACUACUCCGUGAGAGGCAGCUCCAGCAGGAUGAAGCUGAUUACGAAGCGAGGCGGGAGAAGAGCGAGGACGAACCACAUCAAACAGUCGGAGUCAAGGAGAAUGCGAUGAACGCUGUGGCGGAAUCUCCAUCUGUACAAGGCUCUGCGACUAUUGCACAACCAUCUUCGCGGCAGCAGCCCAAGGGGCUGUCCAGGCCCGUGCCGACGGCUGCGGAAUCUGAGUACCUCGACUACGGGGAAACCGACGAAACUUCGACGGAUAAAGGACUGACUCAAGAGCCUCAAAUCAUUCACCCGCGACGGAAGGUUAUUUCUUAUGAUGAUUGA
Molecule: messenger RNA, 543 nt
Organism: Penicillium waksmanii
Lineage: Eukaryota; Fungi; Ascomycota; Eurotiomycetes; Eurotiales; Aspergillaceae
Product: DUF3807 domain-containing protein
Exons: 2
Coding region: 1-543 (180 amino acids)
Source: RefSeq, a predicted model, not a curated record